This is a messenger RNA of Misgurnus anguillicaudatus (oriental weatherfish), 1133 nucleotides long. RefSeq names its product C-type lectin domain family 4 member M-like. The record is from RefSeq and is a predicted model, not a curated record. Lineage: Eukaryota; Metazoa; Chordata; Actinopteri; Cypriniformes; Cobitidae.
AUGUGUGAGAUUAUUUAUGAUGAUGUGAUCAGAACUGAGACUCUGGAAAUGUACAGAGGAGAAAGAGAGGAGAUGAUGGUGGACAUCUAUGAAAGUUCAGAUGCUGUAAGAAAUGAUGAAGUGAUGAUAAACACAGAGAUGAUGAGAACAGAUAGACAGCAAGAGCUUCAACAUACAGGAAGAGUCUCAGUGAAGAACAGAAGACACAGAUCAGUUCAAGUGUGUUUGUGUUUACUGUCUGUUCUUCUGUUCACUGCUGUAAUAGUCAUCUGUGUCUAUUUCACCAAUGAGACAAACCAACUACUAACAUACUACUAUAACUUGACUAAAGAAAACAAGAGUUUACUCACAAAACACAGUGAUUUACAAAACCAGAGCAGAAUCUUGACUGAAGAAAGAGAACAUUUCAGAAACAAGAGUGAUGAACUCCAAACUGCCCUACAAGUGAAAAAUCAGCUAAUACUGCGGUUAAUGAAUGAAAGAGAAGAUUUGAAGAAAUGGCUUAUUAAGCAAGAUCGGCACUCUGAUAACUUUCAAUGGAUUUACUACAACUUCCGUUUUUAUUACCUUUCAUCUGAUCAUAAGAUCUGGAGUGACAGCAGAGGAGACUGUGAACAGAGAGGAGCAAAUCUGGUGAUCAUAAACAACAAAGAGGAACAAGAGUUUUUGCAAAAGGCUAUAACUAGUUAUUAUAAUUAUAAUUAUUGGAUUGGUCUAAGUAAAAAUGGAGGUGUUUGGAAAUGGGUUGAUGAUACAACAUUGACAUUAAGGUCCUGGAUGAAUGAAUACCUGAGACCUUACAAAUAUAGCUGUGCUGUAACAUCUUCAUCAGGGUGGGCUUAUAAGUCAUGUGAUUUAAAAAACAGAUGGAUCUGUGAGAAGAGAAUCUUACAGUGAAAUAAACUCAUGAACUAACACAUCAGCACCAGUUUGUUUAGUAAUUGUGUUUACUAAUUUUGUUUGUUGUUAUUCAAUACAUUAUUGUAAAGUACUGUUUUCACCCACGUCAUGGUUUGGUCAGUUACCCAGAUGCGCUGCCAUGUUGGAGAUACUCGGAUGUAAACAACAGCAUGAAUUGCAUGGUUAAUGUAGUACUCAAGACAUUGUCCUACUAAUUUUUGAAGUCAAAACCA